AUGGGUGAUCAUCAUCAUAAGAUUGAGUCGCCGCCUGAUUUGACCAGGGAACUCAAUAUGAGCCUUCAUAACACUAUAAGGAGCCCCAAGAAGUCGAGUUUCGAUGAGAUAUUGCCGAGCUUUACUGUAAACGAUGGCCAUCAUGAUUUGAAUCAAGAGGAAAUAGAAGAGUUUGAGAAGGCAAAUAUUGAGGAUAUGGGUAUUCCCGUUAAUGGGGUGUUGUCUCCCAAAAGUCAUAAAUUUUCUACCCAAGAUAUGGAUGGCAUUAUUCUUGAUCCCAUCGCGUUUCAUAGUACAGAUAAUAUGAAAGACGACUUGCAGAUUUCUAAUGACCAUUAUGAAGAUAAUUUAUUGUAUAUUUCAUCGCCAUCUUCUACUUCCAGUUUAUCGGGGGAUCUUACAGGAAAGAGGAUGAUUGAACUCGAUGAUCGCUUUUCUGAUAAGGGUUCCAUUGCCGAUUCCACCGCAUCAUCAUUAUUCAAUUUGACAUCACCGGCCAACAACUUCUUAGAAGAUUCAUUUAACGAUGAAGAAUCCUCCGCAAAAUUGGAAGGGUCAAAAUUCUCUGUGCUGAAUAGCUUUAUUGCUGCCAGUAACCACGGUAUUAAUGGUUAUGAAAAAUUGAACAAGGGAAGCAAAUCAGUUAAAGAUGAAGAUUUGCAUGACUUGAUAUUUCAGUAUAAUAAAUCCAUGAACAAGUCGAUUAUUUCAUUCGAUCACAACAAGAAUUAUGAGACUUUUGAAAUAGAGAUCGAUGAUUGGUUCAUCAGUAACGAAUUCAGUCAUUUGGGCCAUUAUCGAGACAUUUUCUUCAAGCAUCUUAAUAAUAAGGAUCUCAGUAAAUACCCUGAAUCGGAGCAAGAUAAAUACAUUGGUAAAUUGAUUGGGAAGCUAAAAGAAUAUUUCAAGUGUCAAGAAAGUUUUGAAGUUGAAUCAGUAUUGGAGUUACAAAAUUCAAUCUUGCUUUCAAAUACCAAUGAAAUCAUUCUCAGUAAAUUGGUUUACAUUUACAAGGAAAUUGGAAUCAUGCAGCAACUAACGUAUUUGUUAUUUGGAAAUUAUGGUUUUGCUAAUGAUAAAGAACAUCAAAUGGCUUCGAUGAGAACGUAUUUCUACAAGUUGAUAAAGAAUGGAUUUUUGGAAAUAUUGACAUCAAAUAUAAAGAAGUUUUCCAAAGUUUUAUAUUUAAUAGAUACGGAUAACAUUAAUGAUGGCAGAGAUGGUGCAAAAAAAAUUAUUGAAGCUUUGAAAGUUGUCAAUGAGUUUUGGUUUUUGAACUUGACCAAUUUUUAUUUCAUAUUGAACAUUUUUAUUUUCCAGUUUGUUGAUUAUGAAGAUAAGCUAAACAGAGACUUUGAAUUAGAUGAUGAAGCAGUAAAUGGAAAUCAUAUAUUAGCAAAAGAUUAUGGGAAAAUGUCAAAAGACGAACUUGAAGACUUUAGAAAUGAUUUCUUGAAAGUAUUAGAGGAAACCAAGAUUAUGGUGUAUUUGGUGAAAUAUAUUGAAAAAUGGAAAUACAAUAAUAAAUCAUUAAUGAAGAUUAGAAAUGUUAUUCUACUACUAAAUAAAUUAAUGAUGGUGGAGUUUGGUAACAUCAAGAAUUUCAUUAAGGUGAAAAAAUAUUUAGCCGAGAAAUUUUGCAUCAAGACUAAAAAGGAUCUUAAUGACAAAGACGACUUCCAGGAUUCUCAAGGCCGCGUGGAACCUCAAAAUGGGGCUAUGAGACCUCAUCAUAAUCAACCAAUUAAAAAGGAUGAUGAUGAUGAUGAUGGCGCUGCUGGCAAAAAUGCCACUAAUUUGACUUCUAAUAAUAAAAACACAAACCCCGGCUCUCAAGUAAAGUCUAAAAAAAAUCAAAAACUUCAUGCGUUCCCAUUGGAUUAUUAUGUGUAUUCCAAAGAUUUGACUUCAAGAUACCCAGCCUAUGAGCCACCAAAACCGACAUAUCCAAAAUAUUUGGACAACAACUCUUCUUUGUCUCAAUUCAUUGAAGUUCCAAGAACUUUGGACAACCAGUUCCUCAAUAACACUUUCCCGGUGCCAACGAUUCAUAUUGCCACCCCUGCAGCGUCACCAAAUUCUAGUCCGGCAUUGGUCCCUACCGCCAAUGGUAAGGGCAAGAGAUCAUUCCAAACUAAUCAAGCGUUUCCUUUCAUUUAUCCUAUCAAUAAUGAUAUUAAAGAUGGUAAUGUGCCAUAUAGUAUCAAGGAAGGUAGUGAAAUUUUCUCCAGUCAUGUUGUGGAAAGUUUUGCAAAGAAACAAUUGUGGAGUGAAAGAGUGGUAUUUAUGCAGCAAGAAAGAGGUUGGAAGAGUAGCAUCAAUCCCACCAGUCUCUCUUUGGACAAUGACUUGGAAUACCACGAAGACGAUGAAGACAACAAUGAGUCAUUAUACGAUAAUGGUGGUGAUGAGUAUGAUAUUAGUGAUUUAAAGUCUGAGAUUUCAAAAUUCCCAGGAUACGAACCACAGAUCAGAACCUUAGUGAAAAUCGAAAGUUAUUACAAAGAGGUAUUCCCAUCAUUAAGCUCCGUCGUCGAUGUGUUUGUACAGACGAUAAAAAGUAAUGAUUAUGCUUUUGAAUUCAAUAUUUUGAAAGAAAAAAGACAAGAAAAGUUGGAAAAUGAGAGCAGUGAAAAUGAGAACCCUCAAAGCAAUAACUCCCAAAACUCGAAGAAUUCCAGUAAAAAUAAAGAAAGAUCUUUAAAGUCACUUAAACAAAAACUUGAAAUCAUCAAAGCCAAAGAAGUCACAUUAAAGAAUAUCUCGUCGGUGAUAAGCCUUUUUAUGAAGUGGUUCAAGAUGUCGCAUAUCUUGAAGGCUGAAAAUUUGGGCACUGUGAUAUUUGAUUCUGGGUUUAUUGAUCUGUUGUUAAAUUAUAUCAGAAAUGAGAACUUUAGAGAAAAAUUGUUUAAUGAUGAGAUUUCCUUCGAGGAUGGGUUUUUUGAGAGAUGCUUGAAAUUAUCAGUUUCGCAUGAUGCCAAAAAGGACUCGCCAGACUCCAGUAAGGGCUAUUAUUUUUACGAUAAUUUACUCGAUAGUGAUCCAAAUUUGACUAAUGAAUACUAUAGAGCGGUUCAAUUACAACAGAUUGGUCGCCUUGAGGGCUCUGGCUCGCCUUCCGAUCCGGAUAUCAGCUUAGAUACUUUCUUGAGUGCGGCAACUGAUUCUGAAUUGAAGGAUGAGAAUGGGGAAUCAAAGCCCAAGGGAAAAAUUUAUGAUACUUCCGGUAAGAUUUUCAAUCUCAGGUUUUGCUUGAUUCUUAAUAACUUGUUCAAAAUUUUACAAAAAAUAAUCCUCAAUAAAACCAGAAGAUUGGUAACAUUUUCCGAAAAGCAACCGGUGGAUCUUUUCCGGAUUAUUAUUGGUCCCUUUUAUAAUUACUCUAUCUACAAGUCCAUCUUGAAAGUUCUCAAGGAAAUAAUUCCAUAUAAUGGGAAGAAGUGGAAGUCGGUGAAUAUGGAUCUUAUUUCAUUGAUCUAUAUUAACUUGAAUUUGAAAUUGAAAGAUCAUUGGCUAAGUGGUAGAGAUAUUGAUAGCGAAAUGGGGGACUCCGAGGGCCAAGAACUAGCUCUUCGUGCGUUAAUCCAGUUUUAUACUGCUAGGAAGUAUGAAGAAGGUAUUGAUAGAUUUGGUUACGAAAGAAGGAACAGUGAUUUUUUUGGAAGGGAAACUGAUUUGAUUGCUAGUAAUGAACUUAAUAACGAAAGAAACGAUUAA
This is a messenger RNA of Saccharomycopsis crataegensis, 3717 nucleotides long. It is a transcript of the gene FAR11, whose product is annotated as Far11p. Gene Ontology annotation, biological process: cytoskeleton organization. The transcript has a single exon. Gene Ontology annotation, cellular component: cytosol. The coding region runs from base 1 to 3717 and encodes 1238 amino acids. The record is from RefSeq and is a predicted model, not a curated record. Lineage: Eukaryota; Fungi; Ascomycota; Saccharomycetes; Ascoideales; Saccharomycopsidaceae.